This is a messenger RNA of Cladophialophora immunda, 876 nucleotides long. RefSeq lists its product as uncharacterized. Gene Ontology annotation, molecular function: nucleic acid binding. Bases 1 to 876 code for a protein of 291 amino acids. The record is from RefSeq and is a predicted model, not a curated record. The transcript has 2 exons. NCBI's taxonomy places the organism in Eukaryota, Fungi, Ascomycota, Eurotiomycetes, Chaetothyriales, Herpotrichiellaceae.
AUGGUGAUCUACCGCUAUGCUCUCGAGUUUACGGAGGAUAGUGCACCCAGGAAGAAGUCGAUCAAAAGAGUAGACAAAGAGCGCUUAGUUUCUCUACUCCUCGAUGAGAACUUUUCUCAAUACCGACCGGGCAUCGCGACAGACUUCAACUCUCUGAUCAUCAGAAAAGUCAAACUCAAUCCACCUCAACAGGCCUACAAGUUGUGGAAGCAAAAUAACAACGGCAGACUACCUGACAACAUUGUGGUCUUCCGAGAUGGCGUUUCGGAGAGCCAGUACCAAGUUGUGCUCAAGGCAGAGCUACCGCAGAUCCAAGCGGUCUACAAAGACGUCUAUCCUACGGAUGACAUCAAGAACGGGCUCCCACAACUAAACAUCACUAUUGUUAGUAAACGCCACCAUACAAGAUUCUACCCAAUAAACCCAGACUCAAAUGCAAAUGAGGUCGACAAGUCCGGCAAUCCGUUCAACGGUACAGUUGUCGAUAGGGGAGUGAUUGAGGGGAGAAACUACGACUUCUACCUUCAAACCUAUACGUCGAUGAUAGGGACGGCGCGGCCUAUCCACUACUUUGUGGUCUACGACGAGAUCUUCCAAAAAUACCAUCAGCAUCUGGCCAUAUCAUCAACAGGCCGCCGGUUUGCAAACGCUACCGACGUCUUAGAAGACCUCACUCACAAAAUGUGCUACCUCUUUAGGCGAUGCACGAGAUCAGUGAGCCUAUGCCCGCCGGCACACUACGCAGAUCUGGUAUGCGACCGCGCGAGGCGGCACUUAGCUGAGGUAUUUGAGCCUUCGUCCGCGGCAAGCAACGAUCCUAGGGGGACAGGAAGACCUACAGUACCGGGCCAAAGUAUGGUCACGAUUCACCCGUGA